Messenger RNA from Chaetomium fimeti, 346 nucleotides. RefSeq lists its product as uncharacterized. The record is from RefSeq and is a predicted model, not a curated record. Lineage: Eukaryota; Fungi; Ascomycota; Sordariomycetes; Sordariales; Chaetomiaceae. The transcript has a single exon. The coding region runs from base 73 to 270 and encodes 65 amino acids.
GGGGGCGGGAGACGGGGCUGAGGACAUCGAGGUCGCAGUUGGGGAUCGAGGCUUUCGCGUCGUCGCCCGUUCAUGACGGCGUGUGGGGUUGAGUCUUGGCUCUGGACGUGCGAGAGGUACUUAGUGACGAUGUACUUGGUUUCUUUGGUGGUGGUGUUGGUAAUCAAGGUGUGGGUGGGUAUGGCUCGUAAUCCACUCCCCAUAUGGUCCUCCCUCUGCAUCCACAUCUUGCUGUUUUGGAUGUCACUCAACGUAACAUCCCGGUCAUAGGGCAGAAUUGGGCCGCGAUCAAGGCACAGCAAGGGCAAGGGACGCAGGGGAACGGGGAACUAGAUCGGAGAGGGAG